Brassicogethes aeneus is the source of this 4901-nucleotide messenger RNA. NCBI's taxonomy places the organism in Eukaryota, Metazoa, Arthropoda, Insecta, Coleoptera, Nitidulidae. The record is from the annotation of a GenBank genome assembly.
CUCAAACCCAACUAAAAUUAACUUUGUGUGCGAGAGACUCAUCAGUGUGGCACACACCGUCACGUAUGCUCCCAAAAUAAGUAUAACAUCACUAUUUUCCACCAACAAAUCUAGCAGAGCGAUGACAUGAGCCUACCACCCUCCAAACAAAGUGCUGGCGAGGAUCCAACUUCAUCCAAACGAAACAGUGGCCUGUUCGCGUUUUUCAAAUGGUUCAAGUCGAGUGCCUCGCGAGAGAGCAUCAAUUCCGAUCUGCAAUCGAGUGAUUCCAGCAGUUGUGAUAGUUUGUCGAGUGUGGAAAGUGGAGGAACCGUAGCGUCGUUCUCCUUCGUGCCUCCAAAUGCUUACGCGAACAUCACCAAGGAGAAGACCAUUGCGGCUGGACCAGAGACCGACACCUAUAAAGCGAGGUUGAAGCAGCGCGAUAAGCGACGUGAAAACGAUAAAAACCUCACGCUACGCAAAAAAUACAACCUCUUCUUCAACCGCGAAACCCUCCUCAAAAACCUGGUGAAGCAGCAGAAAGACAACACCAAAAGUCUACCACUGAUGACCAAAACCAUCAACGAACAAAUAAACUUGGAAGAUAAAGCCCAUAGGCGCACCAACAGCGAUUCCUCCAAAACCAAGAAAGCUGGGGCGUAUCUGCACGUGAAAGGCAAACGUAGAGCCCCGCAGCCCCCUCAAAAAUCGCAAUCGACCCCGUCGACGAUGUCUUUGAAACGCAAGAAGCGCUUGGCUCCGCCGCCGCCGGAAAAAUCCACCUCCGAGACGAUCAUUUACGCCGACGCUGACGUUAUUUGCAAUGACUCACUCGCCCUCGAUCGCGGCGUGCUAAAGCCACUGAAAAACAAAGAAGUUGCGGACGAAAAUAGCCGGCAACAAGCCGGCACGUCUUCGGCUAGAAGUAGUUUCGUAGAGGCGCCCGUUUCGCCUAGACCUUGGUACAAACGACACACUUCGCACAAAGACAAAAAAGAGAUUGCACACAAGAAGGAACUUCCGGAAACUCAGAUUCCAGACUUGACCCUGGAUGACGCGAAAGAAGCGAACAAGAAGAGGAAAUCCGGGAUAUCGUACCUGGCGAACAUAAGUGAGCUGGAUCGGGAAGCGGCGGAAAUAAUAAGGAAGGAGCAGCAGCAAUCGCUACAGGAAAUGCCUGAGUUCAUGCGACCUCGCCAAGAAGCAAAACCAAACACCGACAGUUGGGUAUCGCCCAAAAGGCGCUCAGCUAGGGAUCUGAUAGCGAAGUUCAACGCCAUAACCAGCGUCACCAAGGUGACUGUGUUUGGUGCUAAGGAGUCGAAGAAGGAUUACUUUGGCAAACAGCACAGCUUGGAUGAAAGCAAGCAGAGGCAGGAGAGCAUGCUGGAGAGCCACAAGAAGCGUUUGGAGCAAAUUGAUAAGAAGAAUAUUCUGAUGAAAUCCGAAAGUGCUAAUGCUAUCAAAGUAAAACCUGACACGCCCAAAUUGGAAAGGAAAAGUUGGGUUUGUCCCAAAUGUAACGUGGAUAAUGAUUACUGGAGGAUAAUAUGUCAUGUUUGCUCCAACAUAAAACCCUAUUUUGAUGAUUUCUACGCCAAUAAACAAAGCGACACAAAGUUGAAUGAGUUGAAGACUGCUAGUCCUUUAGAAAUACGCAAGAAUACCACGCAGAUAAAUGAAAACCCUUUGGAGAGAAGUAAAACUCAAAUAGGGUUCUCAGCGUUGGCCACUUAUAACAACGCCAAAAAUAAUAAUACAAAGAAAUCAACCGUUGAGAAAAGUGGCGACGAGAAAAGGGAGGAAAAGGAGAAACUCAAGAAGAUGUUGAUCGAGAUGAAGAACUCCCUACCGAAGAGAAAAUCCAACAUGCUCAUGAAGCAGAACAGCAGGGCCAGUAUUAUAAUGGAAAACCCCGAACAAAAAAGCGAAGACAAAACACCCGAAGGGAAAACGCAGGAGCAACAAGUUGUGGAAAUUUUAAUCGGUACCUCGGAAACGAUAUACGAGAACAUAAAAGUGAAAAAAACCGACAACCCCAAACCGAUUAAAGUGUCAUCGUCGGCCCAAACCAGUGCAAUCCCGAAAAAAUUGGUCCCUCCAAACACAAUAUCCAGCAUAUUAAAGUUGGAGGAAUCAAAACGCAACAACUUCGAAUUAAUGCGCCCGAAGGACUUCGAAGACAUCUACAGCGACAAAAACUCAAAAUCCGCCGCCAGAAUAUACGCCAACAUGGCGCAAAGUGAAGAGUUGUCCCUGUUCUUCAACGUGCCCAAAAAAAUGAGCGAUUUGAAGAGCGACAUGAGUCAGGCGGACGUGAACACUGACACCAUCGAAAUCAACAGGUUGCUGAGGAGAUUGGAGACGGCCAUCGCCAAAGGCGAUUUGACCGAAGCAGCAAGUUUUGCCAAGGAGUUGGCCCACCUCAAGGUCAACUGUUCCGUCGUAAGGCAGAAGAACGAAGAUGGAGGAGGCUUGAUCAAAGAGAAGAAAAUCGGCUUUCAGAUAGAAAUGUACGUGGAGGAUAAGAUAUCGCACAGAGGUCCUUUUCCUAUUCAAGUCACAGAAAAUCAGACCGUUGCGGAGUUGAAGCAGCAAAUAGAAAAGGAGUUCGAGAUACCAGCUGAUGUUCAAAGGUGGAUUCUGGGGAAGGAGUUGGUGACCAACGAUAAUGCCACUUUGAAAGAUCACAAGGUCACCUCCGAAGGAUGUCCAGUGUUUUUGUAUCUUGUAGCUCCAGAUGCUGAGAAAAGAAAAUCGCAAAUUCUAAAACCAGAAGACGUACCUGCAAUCCCGAACAAAGAAACAAAUGAGUCAGCUGAUAAAUUAGUCAAGAAAGAGAAUGAGCUUCCAAAAAUAGUGCAAGUCAUACCAAAAGUUGUAGAAACUAUCAAGACUGAAAACACUACCUCAGAAAAUACUGGCAAAGUAACUAAAGUUUUGGUGACAAGUAAGUCGAGUGAAGGUAGCUCGUCCAAUCAAGCAAACUUACCGGUGAAAAUAAAUGAAGUUAAGGUGAAACCAAGUACUUCGAACGAGAAUAAACCAAGUUCUGUUAAACCAGAGGUGGUUAAAAGUGAAUUGAUGAUUGCCAGCGUCACCACGCACCUUCCAGUGUUGCAACACAAGAUCUUGGAGGAAAAAAUUGAUGUUGAGGUACGAGAUUUAGCAAGUGGGGGUCCACGAAUCUCACCGAAGAAGGCAGUUCUUGAAGAAGACUUUGACGAAUACAAAAACAACACUCUUACCCCAAAAGAGUGGGAAUGCUGCGUCUGCACUUUGUUGAACCCUGUCACUUCAAGCAUAUGCAACGCCUGCUCUGCGAUUCGAGUUAAAGCUCCAGCGAAAAAGAGCGUAAAAUUGAAAAAGGCCCCACAGCCUCAACAAACUUACCAACAACUGAUGAGUUUGGAUAACGACGAUCUGGUGGAGAACAACGAAGUUUUCGAGUGCUUGGUUUGUUUCACGGAAGUCCCAAUCAAACAGGGUGUAACUUUAAGGGAGUGCCUGCAUCAGUUUUGCAAGGAAUGCCUUGCGCACACCGUAGAAUAUUCCGAAGAAGCGGAAGUGAAAUGUCCUUACAGAGACAGUGACUACUCCUGCAACAUUGCCUUACAAGACCGGGAAAUAAAAGCUCUUGUUAGGCCGGAAAUAUACGACCAAUUUUUGGCGAAAUCCAUCACACAAGCAGAAAACAAAACCGAUAAGUCCUUUCACUGCAAGACUCCCGAUUGCAAAGGUUGGUGCAUUUUUGAGGAUAACGUCAAUGAGUUCAGGUGCCCUGUUUGCAGAAGAACAAAUUGUCUGACAUGUCAGGCCAUUCACAUGGGCGAAAAUUGCAAACAAUACCAGGAACGCGUCAAGGACAAAUCGGAGAACGACGAGGAGGCGAAAAGAACGAAGGAAUGGCUCGAGGAAAUGGUAAACAAAGGUGAGGCGCUCACUUGCCCCACGUGCAAGGUGGUUCUGAUGAAAAAAUGGGGCUGCGACUGGCUGAGAUGCUCCAUGUGCAAAACGGAGAUCUGCUGGGUGACGAGGGGGCCCAGGUGGGGACCGGCGGGCAAAGGGGACACCUCGGGGGGCUUUCCAACACAAAAAGCCAGAAUGACGAUAGGCAAGAAUAACAAGAUGAUCCAACACAUAAACUACAGAGUGAGGGUCACUCUGCAAGACUCGCGAACGUUCAUAGGAACUUUCAAAGCGUUCGACAAGCACAUGAACAUGAUUCUGGGCGAUUGCGAGGAGUUCCGCAAGAUAAAAGCGAAAAACUCCAAAGUGGAGCGGGAGGAGAAAAGAGUUUUAGGUUUUGUCUUGCUGAGAGGGGAAAGCAUCGUCUCUUUGACAGUGGAAGGCCCCCCACCCCCGGAAGAAGGCCUCCCUCGCGUCCCCAUACCUGGAGCAGCCCCAGGGCCCGGAAUUGGCAAAACAGCCGGCCGUGGUAUGCCAGCGGGCAUGGCUGGAGUCCCGGUGGGGCUACAGGGACCCGUAAGGGGCGUUGGAGGCCCCUCUCAGCAGGUGAUGACGCCUGGAGGCAGGGGGCAGGUGGCGGCACCUCCACAAAUGAAUCAGGGACCUCCGAGAAUGGGGGGACCACCUCCAGGCAUGAUGGGGCCCCCUCCUGGUAUGAUGGGUAUGCCCCCAAAUAUGGGGAUGGGACGUGGGGGACCCCCACCACCAAUGGGUAUGAGGGGACCCCCACCUGGUAUGAUGAGAGGGGGCCCACCUGGACCUCCAAGACCAUACUAGAUUUAAGUUUAAUUAGGUUUAUUCAAUAAAUUUAUUGUAAUAUGAUUUUUUUGUCCACAAUUUUUAAUAAUAUUUUAAGUUUUUAUAGAAUUAAUUUUUUCUUGGACAAACAGAAAAACUAUUUCAAUAAUAUGCUGUAAGGUUUUACUAUUAAUAUAAAUAGGUAUUCAUAA